This is a messenger RNA of Hypanus sabinus (Atlantic stingray), 2267 nucleotides long. It is a transcript of the gene c15h5orf15, whose product is annotated as chromosome 15 C5orf15 homolog. The coding region runs from base 16 to 1068 and encodes 350 amino acids. The transcript is spliced from 3 exons. The record is from RefSeq and is a predicted model, not a curated record. NCBI's taxonomy places the organism in Eukaryota, Metazoa, Chordata, Chondrichthyes, Myliobatiformes, Dasyatidae.
GCCGCACCCCCGGUGAUGCGAAGGGCGACGCGUCCGCCUCUGAGCCGCAGGGCCGGGCGCCGGCCGGGAGGAGCCGUGACGUCAGCGGCGGGGCUGAGCGCUUUGUGGAAGAUGGAAGCACGGGCAGGGUUCGGGACCUCGACGCUCGCGCGUUCCCUCGCCCUCGCCCUCGCGCUCGCGCUCCUCGCCGCCGUCGGUUGUCAGAAGGACCGGGCUGCUGAUGACAUUACAGAAAAGCUAAAGGCAACUACUGGAAAUCAUUCAGCAAAUACUCCAGUCAGUGUAACAUCCCAGGCAACUUACUCAGAAAGUAAGAAAUUAAUAGAUGAAAUAAUAAUACCAAACAAUCUUACAACAGCGAAGAACACCACCUCCAGCAGCAGCAGCAGCACCACUACUACCACCACCACCACCACUACCACCACAUCUUCAACAACAUCAAAUCCAACUACAACAACGGUUAGAAGUGUAACCAUGCAUCCUAUGGGAACAAUACAGAGAGAAACUGGCCAAAAUUCUGAGCAGAUGACCCCAAAAUUGAUCACAUCAACAGUAAACGUUAAUAUCACUGAACCAGAAACAGAGAUAAUGGUCAUUGGCACAGAUAUUGAUGAAGAUGAAACAAUUACUUCAAAUAUAGUUCCAGAAAAGAUGGAUGAGAUGACAGAUAAUGAACUGUUGUUUGUUGAACAGAAUGAUUCACCAACCUAUUAUGAUCAAGGUGAAGAUAGAGGGGCAGAAGACUAUCUUGAUGAAAACCAAAUGGAUGAGAAUGACCUGGAAAGUGAUGACUUGGAGGAACGUCCUGAACUUCCUGAUAAACCAAUAUAUAUCACCACACCUGAAGAAGAUGAUGGUCACUUCUUUUUUUACUUGGUUGCUGCUGCUUUUCUGAUUGCUGUUAUUUACAUUACAUAUCACAACAAAAGAAAGAUUUAUAUUCUCUUAGUUCAAAGCAGACGUUGGAAGGAUAGCCUGUGCUCAAGGACAGUUGAAUAUCAGCGGUUGGACCAAAACAUACAUGAUGCGAUGCCAUCACUUAAAAUCACAAAGGAUUAUAUUUUCUAAAUGUAUUAUUUCAUUUGUUGCAUUUGUUUCAAUUUUUUGUUUGACUUUUGUUGUUGAAGCAAUGAAAAUUCUUAAACUGCUACCUGUGUUAAUUGUAAAUUUUGUUUAAUAAUAGCCCAAAAUAAUAUUACUAAUAUUCAAGCAUAUACCUUGUGGUGGUAAUCUGAUUCACUGCAUCUGUUUUAUUGGAUUAUCAAUUGCAAUGGCUGUUGUUUGGAAGAACAGUUUACUUAUCCUUGCUGUCAAGAUAAUCUAUUCUAAACAAUAACCUCAAAAUUAGCAGUUGACUACUAAUUUUUCUCAAAUGACAUUGUUUGAACUGAAUGAUAGUUAAAAGAUCAGUUGAUAAAAUUUUAUAAAUGCCUCAUUUUAACAUUGAAUUGAGUUUCCUAGAAAAAAAAAUCAAUGGACAGAAAAUGCAUACUUAUUUUUACCAGUGGGCUACUUGUUUCUAUCAAUGACCUAUCUUUUUUAAAACUUCAACAAAAUUGAUACAUCAUCAUGAAAAGUUGUGAUGACUUAUUUUUGGAUGUCAUAUGUUAAUUGUCUUAAUACCUCAUGCUAUUAAAGUAUUGCUAAGUAAUAAUUUAGCCAUAACCAGAUUAAAAUAUAUAAACUGCCUGUAACCUUAGCAAAAUGCAUCAGCUUCAAUAUUUUUUUCCUUCCUUCCUUACUUACCUUAAUCAUUCCAAUGCACAUAUCCAUGGUACCAUUUUGCUUUCUUUAGUGUAUUAGCACACUAUUUUGCAAUUUCAAUAUACUAUCUUAAAUUGUGUACUUUACCAGUUAUCACUUAUUUGUAUAAAUAUAAGCUUCAGUGUAAGAACUGAUAUAAAUAACUUGUCAAAAUCUUUGAAUCUGUUUGAUUCAAAAAUAUUUCACUUAAGGUAGUUUCUGGAGUAGAUUAUUAUUGCCUGAGUAACAAUGCAAGAUUUUGAAAAAAAAUUGUUUAGUUAUCUAACUUGUAUUUAAGAAACAGGCAAACUCUUAAGUGAUUUAGGCUGAAAUUGGUUGACUUAGAAUGAUUUGAUUGGUGGGUUUGCAUGGCAGAUGAAACUUCCUUAAGAUAUUAGUCUUCUGUCAAUGCUGUUUACAUACACGUUUGAUCGUUUGUCAAAAGCAUUGCAAAGGGAGCAUAAUUCAAAAUAUGGUAACUUUUUGUUUCUACCUAUAUGUUUUAAUAAAGUUUUUUGAAUUAA